GUUGAUACUGAGAAUUGAAAUUUGCAUUAACUGGCAAUGUGAGAAAUUUUCCUGAGAAGGUAGUUGUAGAUAGUAGUAGUUAGAGUGAGUAAUAAGGUGAACCAGGCUGAAGUAUUAGUUCUGAAUAGUCUUCCAACAUCCUGAGAUACACAUACCAUUCAUUAUCUCAGCAGAAAAAAAAAAGAAAAAAAGUGCCGUAAUAACGUUGAAAUGGGACUGAAGAUGUCAAAUGGGUUGGUUUAAAAAUAUCCCUAAACUGCCUUUGAAACUAAACGUUGGAGUUGAAUAAAAGUGAGUCUGGAUUUCCUGAAUAGCACCGUGGCUUGAGUGUGCUGUCAGUAUGUAAGCCAGUCCACCAACUUAAGACAGAAGUGUUGCUAUUCCAUAAAUACAGUAGAACUCCAUAUGCUGAGUUUUUCCAAUUUCUUCUGUUAGAAAGUUUGGGGGAAAAAAGGGAGACUUUGAAGUAUUUUGUUUAUACUAACAGAAGAGAAAAGUUCUCCUAAGAAAAAGCUGGUGGCAGGAGUGUAGAGGAGUAGCAUAUGGCAUUAAAAGGAGCACAGCUGGAGGUAGCAUUUCCAUCUGAACAUGAUGUCAGAGCAGCUGACAGCCUGCCAUCCCUCAGCCUUUUAUUCUAACACACAGACAGGGAGUUAGUGUGUGCGGAUCUGUGGUGGAGAAGGUAUCUCAUUCCUCUCUAACAUCAUCUCCACUUUGCAUCUGUCUCUCUUAGUCUGCUUUUUUUCCAUCGAUGUAACAGACCUGGAGCCAGCAAGACUCAGAGGAAAGGACUUAAUCAGGUUUAUGUGUCCUAAAGGUUAUGAAGACAGUAUGGAGUUUCCAGACCACAGUAGACAUUUGCUGCAGUGUCUGAGCGAGCAGAGGCAUCAGGGUUUCCUUUGUGACUGCACUGUUCUGGUGGGAGAUGCCCAGUUCCGAGCGCACCGAGCUGUACUGGCUUCGUGCAGCAUGUACUUCCACCUCUUUUACAAGGACCAGCUGGACAAAAGAGACAUUGUUCAUCUGAACAGCGACAUUGUUACAGCCCCAGCUUUCGCUCUCCUGCUUGAAUUCAUGUAUGAAGGGAAACUCCAGUUCAAAGACUUGCCCAUUGAAGACGUGCUAGCAGCUGCCAGUUAUCUCCACAUGUAUGACAUUGUCAAAGUCUGCAAAAAGAAGCUGAAAGAGAAAGCCACCACAGAGGCAGGACAGCACCAAAAGGAAGAAGAUGCUUCAAGUUGUUCAGACAAAGUCGAGAGUCUCUCCGAUGGCAGCAGCCACAUGGCCGGCGAUCUGCCCAGUGAUGAAGAUGAAGGAGAAGAUGAGAAAUUGAACAUCCUGCCCAGCAAAAGGGACUUGGCAGCCGAGCCUGGGAACAUGUGGAUGCGAUUGCCCUCAGACUCAGCAGGCAUCCCCCAGGCGGGCGGAGAGGCAGAGCCACACGCCACAGCAGCUGGAAAAACAGUAGCCAGCCCCUGCAGCUCAACAGAGUCUUUGUCCCAGAGGUCUGUCACCUCCGUGAGGGAUUCGGCAGAUGUUGACUGUGUGCUGGACCUGUCUGUCAAGUCCAGCCUUUCAGGAGUUGAAAAUCUGAACAGCUCUUAUUUCUCUUCACAGGACGUGCUGAGAAGCAACCUGGUGCAGGUGAAGGUGGAGAAAGAGGCCUCCUGUGAUGAGAGUGAUGUUGGCACUAAUGACUAUGACAUGGAGCGUAGCACUGGGAAGGACAGUGUGAGCACUAAUAACAGGGUACAGUACGAGCCGGCGCAUCUGGCUCCGCUGAGGGAGGACUCGGUCCUCCGGGAGCUCGAGCGGGAGGACAAAGCCAGCGACGACGAGAUGCUGACCCCCGAGAACGAGCGGGUCCAGGUGGAGGGGGGCAUGGAGAGCAGCCUGCUGCCCUACGUCUCCAACAUCCUGAGCCCGGCCGGCCAGAUCUUCAUGUGCCCGCUGUGCAACAAGGUCUUCCCCAGCCCGCACAUCCUGCAGAUCCACCUGAGCACGCACUUCCGCGAGCAGGACGGCAUCCGCAGCAAGCCGGCCGCGGACGUCAACGUGCCCACCUGCUCGCUCUGCGAGACUUUCUCCUGCAUGUACACGCUCAAGCGCCACGAGAGGACUCACUCGGGCGAGAAGCCCUACACCUGCACCCAGUGCGGCAAGAGCUUCCAGUACUCGCACAACCUGAGCCGCCACGCCGUGGUGCACACCCGCGAGAAGCCGCACGCGUGCAAGUGGUGCGAGCGCAGGUUCACGCAGUCCGGGGACCUGUACAGACACAUCCGCAAGUUCCACUGUGAGUUGGUGAACUCCUUGUCUGUCAAAAGCGAAGCACUGAGCUUGCCCACUGUCAGAGACUGGACCUUAGAAGAUAGCUCGCAGAACUUUGGAACUAAUUUUAUAUAUAUAUAAAUAAUAUAUAUAUUAUACAUAUAUAUAAUAGAUCUCUAUAUAGUUGUGGUACGGUCUAAAGCAGUCUUGUUUCCUGGAACUAAAAAGUUGGGAUAUUAACUUGUUUUUGCACUUUAGAAUAGCAUGAGAAUCUCACUAAUUUAGCAUUCUGAUAAAAGAAACUUUAGAGCAAGUCGGAGAAUAGAGAAGUGUUUUCUUUCGAAGGGGUAGGGGAAGUAAGCCAAUAAGAACCUUUGAAACAAAUCGUCCUAUCGCAAAUGCCUGUGAUAGGGCUUAAUUUUGUC
Messenger RNA from Rhinolophus ferrumequinum (greater horseshoe bat), 2696 nucleotides. RefSeq names its product zinc finger and BTB domain containing 18 (gene ZBTB18). The record is from RefSeq and is a predicted model, not a curated record. Lineage: Eukaryota; Metazoa; Chordata; Mammalia; Chiroptera; Rhinolophidae. Gene Ontology annotation, molecular function: DNA-binding transcription factor activity, RNA polymerase II-specific; RNA polymerase II cis-regulatory region sequence-specific DNA binding; protein binding. Gene Ontology annotation, cellular component: nucleus. Gene Ontology annotation, biological process: regulation of transcription by RNA polymerase II.